This is a messenger RNA of Pantherophis guttatus, 6670 nucleotides long. RefSeq names its product endothelin converting enzyme 2 (gene ECE2). NCBI's taxonomy places the organism in Eukaryota, Metazoa, Chordata, Lepidosauria, Squamata, Colubridae. The record is from RefSeq and is a predicted model, not a curated record. Gene Ontology annotation, biological process: protein processing. Gene Ontology annotation, cellular component: plasma membrane. Gene Ontology annotation, molecular function: metalloendopeptidase activity.
CCUCCCAUUCCAAAGCAUCCUCACUCAACCCCAGCCAUCGACUCGCAACGAAAGGGUCCCUACUGCUCCGCGCCCCAUGAGGACUUGAAACUUGAGCCGGCGAUCUCGCGCUAAAACGGCCGUCCUCCGGCACUGGAUCACAACCAACCAACCAACCAGCCAGCCAGCCAGCCCGGCCAAGGACGCGAGCGGCCGAAAACGGUGCGGAGGCUGAGGCGGAAGGCCGGGCGGGAGAGAAACCCCCGCGGGAGGAGCUCCCCCCCCCCUCCGCCUUUCCUCGGGCUCGCUCCGGGCUGCAGCGGAGCGAACCGCAAGGCGCGGCUCGGGGAGCGGAGCGCUGAGCUUUGGCGAGCAUCAUCAACAUCACCGGCGCCCAUCAGCCGUGAACGGAACGGGGGGAAAGAGAGAGAGAGAGAGAGAAAGCCGGCUGCCGGUCCGCGGCCCCCUGGCGGAUCGGCUCCGCAUGGCCCGAGCUCCGGACGCCGCCGUUGCCACCGCCCCUGCCCGCCUCGCCCCCGGCUGGCUCCCGAGGUAGGAGGCGGCAGCGGCGGCCGGUUGGUUGGUUGGGUUCCCCCAUCCACCCACCCUUCUUCCCUCCGGAUCGCCAGCAUGAGCGUGGCUCUCCAGGAGCUCGGCAACAACAUGACGGAGUAUAAGAGAGCCAUGUUUCAAGAAGACGAAGUGCUGGAUGCCGCAGGGGACGGGAGCAACACAUCUCCGGACAGCGUCGAGGUGGGCUUCCGAAAAGGGGAUGGCCUCCUGCUGAGUCGCCUUGGCUCCCAAAUUCAUCUGAAGUUGGUCUUCUGGGUGAUUUCCCUCUUCGUGGCAGUUCUGCUCCUGAGUACAAUCGUAGCCAUGGCCAUCCAGUACAGCAAAGAUCCUUCGCAUACAACUUGCCUUACUGAAGCCUGCGUCAUUGUAGCUGGUAAGAUCUUGGAAGCUCUGGAUCCAGACGUCAAGCCCUGUGAUGAUUUUUACCAGUACGCCUGCGGGGGAUGGAUCAAGCGGAACCCACUGCCGGAUGGACGCUCCAAGUGGAGUACCUUCAACAGUAUUUGGGACCAAAAUCAGGCCAUCAUGAAACACCUGUUGGAAAAUGCCACUUUUAACUCCAGCAGUGAAGCUGAAAGGAAGACCCAACGCUAUUACUUGUCCUGCCUCAGAGAACAGAAGAUUGAGGAACUGGGGUCUCAGCCACUGAUAGAUCUGAUCGAGAAGAUUGGUGGUUGGAACGUCACUGGCUCCUGGAACCAGACCAACUUCAUGGACGUGCUGAAACUGGUCUCUGCAACUUAUCGCGCUUCUCCGUUCUUCACUGUUUUCGUGGGACCUGAUUCUAAAAGCUCCAAUAGCAACAUCAUCCAGGUGGAUCAGUCCGGCCUAUUUUUACCAUCACGAGAUUAUUACUUGAACAAGACAGCCAACAAGAAGGUCUUGUCUGUAUACCUGGACUACAUGGUGGAGCUGGCAAUGCUGUUGGGAGGAGCCCGAAGCUCAGUGGAAGAGCUGAUGGGGCAGGUGCUGCAACUGGAGACCGAAUUGGCCAACAUCACCGUCCCCCAAGAUGAACGGCGAGACGAUGAGAAGAUUUACCACAAGAUGACAAUUGCUGAGUUGCAGGUUCUUGCCCCUGCUGUUGAGUGGCUGGACUUCAUCUCAUACUUUCUCGCACCACUCGAACUAACAGAUGCUGAGCCCGUGGUGGUCUAUGGGAAGGAGUAUUUGGAGCAGGUGUCACAGCUCAUCAAUAACACUGACAAAAGUGUUUUGAACAAUUACAUGAUUUGGAAUCUGAUCCAGAAAACAGCUUCCAGUCUUGAUCAGCGGUUUGAAACGGCCCAGGAGAAGCUGUUGGAGACGUUGUAUGGUACCAAGAAGUCCUGCACACCUCGCUGGCAAACGUGCAUUUCUAACACGGAUGACACUUUGGGUUUUGCCCUCGGGGCCCUGUUUGUAAAAGCCACGUUCGACCGGCACAGCAAGGAGAUUGCUGAGAACAUGAUCGCCGAAAUCCGUGCAGCCUUUCAAGACUCACUAAACAACCUUGACUGGAUGGACAAGAAGACAAAGCAAGCAGCGAAGGAGAAGGCUGAUGCCAUCUAUGACAUGAUUGGCUUCCCCGAGUUCAUCCUUGACAACAAGGAGUUGGAUGAUGUCUAUGAUGGGUAUGAGGUCUCGGAAGACUCUUUCUUUCAGAACAUGUUGAAUUUCUACAACUUCUCUGCCAGGUUUAUGGCAGACCAACUGAGGAAGCCUCCAAACCGGGACCAGUGGAGCAUGACCCCCCAGACUGUCAACGCUUAUUACCUGCCUACCAAGAACGGCAUCGUCUUUCCCGCAGGCAUCCUCCAGGCUCCGUUCUACGCUCACAAUCAUCCCAAGGCCCUCAACUUCGGAGGCAUCGGCGUCGUGAUGGGGCAUGAGCUCACCCAUGCUUUUGAUGAUCAAGGACGUGAAUACGACAGAGAAGGUAACCUGCGUCCUUGGUGGCAAAACUCAUCCCUCGAGGCCUUCAAGAACCGGACGGAGUGCAUGGAGGAACAAUAUAACAAAUAUCUUGUCAACGGAGAACAUGUCAAUGGCAAACAGACUUUGGGGGAGAACAUUGCUGACAACGGGGGCCUGAAAGCCGCUUACAACGCUUACAAAGCUUGGUUGAAGAAGAACGGGGAGGAGAAACACCUCCCUUCCGUGGGUCUUACGAGUCACCAGCUCUUCUUUUUGGGAUUCGCACAGGUGUGGUGUUCUGUGAGGACCCCGGAGAGCUCCCAUGAGGGCCUGAUGACGGAUCCCCACAGCCCUGACAAGUUCCGGGUCAUCGGCACUCUCAGCAACUCCCGGGACUUUAUAGAGCACUUUGAAUGCCCGAUAGGCUCUUUCAUGAACCCUGGGAGAUAUUGUGAGGUAUGGUAGGGAAGGAAGCAAGGAAGGAAGGAAGGAAGGAAGGAAGGAAGGAAGGAAGGAAGGAAGAUAGGUGGAAGGGAGGGAGGAAGCAAGAUAGGAGGGAGGGAAGAUGGAAGGAAGGAAGGAAGGAAAAUAGGUGGAAGGAAGGAAGGAAGCAAGAUAGAGAGGGAGGGAAGAUGGAAGGAAGGGAGGGAGGGAGGAAGGAAGGAAGCAAGAUAGGAGGGAGGGAGGGAAGAUGGAAGGAAGGAAGGAAGAUAGGUAGAAGGGAGGGAGGAAGGAAGGAAGCAAGCAAGCAAGAAAGGGAGGGAGGGAAGAUGGAAGGGAGGGAGGAAGAUAGGUGAAAGGGAGGGAGGAAGGAAGCAAGAUAGGGAGGGAGGGAGGGAAGAAGGAAGGAAGGAAAGGAAGGAAGGAAGGAAGGAAGGAAGGAAAUAAGUUGCAUCUCUGGCAGUUCCUGUACAUCCAUCCAUCCAUCCAGCUGUCCACCUGCACAGUCCUGCUGACUUUGAAGCACUUGGCAACCCUGCCUGGACAUCUUCAGUUGGUACAAAUUCUUCUCUUUGAGCACCAGGACCAAGAGAAGCAGAACCUCUUGCCUUCCUUCCAAGACUACUACUUUUCUUAGGUCAGGAAGGAGCAAACGCGCCCCGUCCUUCUCUUAACCAAGCACCUUCCUCCGGAGCAUCCGCAGAGAAUCUCCAACGCAACCUCUUUGGCUUUCCUUCUCAUCUCCAGCUAACUCAGGGGGCCUGGCCAAUCCUUUGCAGUGCCCUGAUGCCAUGUUUCUUCCGCUUCUCUAGAUCAGCUUUGCAGCUUUGCUGUUGGGGGGGGGCGGGGGUGUAGGGGGAGAUGGGUCUAGGAGCGUGAUGGCGAACCUAUGGCACGAGUGCCAUAGGUGGCACGUGGAGCCAUAUUGCUGAGCACACGAGUGUUGCCCUAGUUCAGCUCCAGCGCGCAUGCCAACUGAUUUUCAGGCCUUCCGGUCCCUCCGGAAGUUGGGAAACUGGCUGUUUUCAGACUCCGGAAGGCCUCUGGGGGAAUGGGGAAGGCUGUUUUUGCCCUCCCCAGGCUCCUAGAAACCUCUGGAGCCUAGGGAGGGGGGAAAAACAGGCCUACCGAGGCCACCAUGCCAUUGCGUGCCAAAAGCAGGGGGAAGUGGGGGGGGUCACGUGCACAUGCGCGAGAGGGCGGGGCGCAUUAAAUUAUGGAUGUGGGCACCCGCACCCGUGACCCCCCACACUCCCCCCCCCACUUUUGGCACGGGAGGGCAAAAAGGUUAGCCAUCACUGGUCUAGGAAGUAUACCAAGAAGGAUGCCUUUGCUCAUUGAAUCUUCAGGUUGGAAGGCGUCGCUCUCUGGAUUCAGUGGUGGGGUGGGGAUUCCAACUACAGCUUCCUAAGUUUAUGGAAAUUACACAUUCCACAGGGAACCCCUUGAAACUUGGCCCUCUAGCAUGGAUUCCCAGAAAACCCUCUUAGAAUCAGAGCAGAAUCCACCCAGUUGUCUAUGUAGUUUCUCCAUCAUCCAGGUCGUGGUUGUCCCAACGGUGCUUUUUCCAAACAGAACAAAACAAAACAGUUGUGAAGAAGCUUCUUGGAUGAGAAGCGAAAUGCUUUCCAAGGGGAACCCACCCACCCCCCGCCCCCCAAGAAAGUCCAGUUGCCUUUUGGAAAAAGAUCCUUUGGGACAAUCCGCUCGGUUUUACAGAUUUGUUCCCAACACGCCAGAAGGAUGCUUCUGAGAAGGUUGCAGGGAGAACAGGGAAGUGUAAUCCUUCCUGCAGUGUUGGGUGAGAGCAGGGUUUUUCAAAUAGGGUUCUGCGAAAGCUUGAAUGGGUACAUUGGAAUCAAAGGAGGGAGGAAAAAAAACAGAUCUGUCUACAAAUGAUUUGGAGGAGAAAAAAAACCCUCCCUGCAAGCAACUGAGCCUUUUCUUUUUGUAAGGAGAAUGUGAAGAGGGUUCCUCCCCACCCCACCUUCAGUCACUAAACCAAAGUGGAGUGUUUCUCGGCUUCAGCAUCUUUGAGUUGUGUGAACUUCAACUCCCAGAAUUCCCCUACUUGGGGGAGGGGGGGAUAAAGAAAGCAAGUACCUUUGGGACAAAUCGCCUGCCAGGGAAUUCUGGGAAUUGAAGUCCUCACAGCUGAAAGUUGUUGAGAUGGAGAAACACUGGUUAGAGCAGGGGGUCUCCAACCUUGGCAACUUUUAAGACUUGUGGACUUCAACUCCCAGAAUUCCCCUGCCGGGAGGAGGGAGACAACAAGUACCUUUGUGACAAUUCGCCUGCCAGGGAAUUCUGGGAAUUGAAGUCCUCACAGUUGAAAGUUGUUGAGAUGGGGAAACAUUGGUUAGAGCAGGGGUCUCCAACCUUGGCAACUUUAAGACUUGUGGACUUCAACUCCCAGAGUUCCUCAGCCAGCUUUGCUGGUUGAAGUUGAAGUUGAAGUUGAAGUUGAAGUUGAAGGGAGUUGAAAUCAGUGGUGGGAUUCAGCCAGUUCGCACCUAUUCGGGAGAACUGGUUGUUAACUUUCUAAGCAGUUUAGAGAACCAGUUGUUGGAAGAUACCUUCUUUUGUUUUUUCCCACUUUACAGGGCUAAUCCUGUAAGGAAGGCAGGAAGGAAACAUUCUGGUGUUUCUAGCCUAAUCUUUAUUGCCCUGCUUAUAGAAACUGCCUCUCUGGUUUAACCCUUAUUACAUUGUAACAGCUAAGGCGAAGCGCCCAUCGACGUGAGUGACAUUGAGUUGACCAUGCCCACACGGUCACAUGACCACCGAGCCACGCCUACCCAGCUGGUCAUUAGGGCAAAGAACCGGUUGUUAAAUUAUUUGAAUCCCACCACUGGUUGAAGUCCACAAGUCUUAAAGUUGCCAAGGUUGGAGACCCCUGGGUUAGAGAAAGAAUAGGGCUUGUCAGCUGACGUGGGCGCUGCAUGAAUUUUCCUAUAUUUUAUUUUAUUUUAUUUUAUUUUAUUUUAUUUUAUUUUAUUUUAUUUUAUUUUAUUUUAUAAUUUUAAACUGAAUCAAUUCCACAGCUUGGGGGAAAAAAAGUUUGAAAAACUCUUGGGACAAAGUCUAGCUAAGAUUGGGAUCGUACCACAAGAGCAUUUAUCCCCGGUACGUACCUGGGUGUAAUCAAAGAAAGACGGACUCUAUUUUUCCUACCAAUCCAGCAUCCAAAGAAGAAAACAAAAGGUCAGGCAUAGACUGUUUUCUCCGUCUUGCUUCUUUCGAAUCUGGAGGAAAGUCGUUCGGGUUGCGUCGAAAAAGGAAAGAGAGAUUGUACACCUGCCGAAGCACAAUCCCAUCCAAUCACUGUGGAAAAGCCUUUGCUUUUGCUAGCGUUGCAUCUCCUCAAGCUUCGUCUCCCUUUUUCACAAAACGGAGGUGGCCCCCUCGAUUAGUUGCUAAGAACCCCGAGCAAAUGCAGGUCAUCCUAUUCAAAGCACACACACCGGAAAAAAAACCCAAACAAACCCUGUAUCCCAAGGAAGUUUUUGGGAAUCUGGCAGGAGGCGAGAGAAGCGAGAAACAAAUUCGAACUCGCUUCCGACACGGUGUCAUUCAAUCCUUUCCCAAGCUCGUGAUCGAAAUCCAAAUUAGCUUGGCUGAGAAAUUCCAAACUCGCUCCCAUCUUAAUUGAGCUUGGUGGAGAUUAGUGCCUUGGAUUAGUGCGUGUGUGUGUGUGUAUGUUUGUGUCACUUGGGUUGGGGAGGGAGCGGGGAGAGGGCUGCUGUUGAUGUCUUUACUAUUAAAAGCACUUUCCGCUUGA